UGGAGGCGAGGCAGCAGGGACCGUGGUCAAGGAUGGACGAGCAGCCUCGGUUGAUGCACUCCCACGGGGUAGGCAUGGCCGGACACCCCGGCCUGGCGCAGCAUAUGCAGGAUGGCACGGCGGGGACGGACGGAGAGGGAAGAAAGCAGGACAUCGGAGACAUAUUACAGCAAAUAAUGACCAUCACAGAUCAAAGCUUAGACGAAGCACAGGCGAGGAAACAUGCACUGAACUGCCACAGAAUGAAACCUGCUCUCUUCAAUGUAUUGUGUGAAAUUAAAGAGAAAACAGUGCUCAGUAUCCGAGGCGCCCAGGAGGAGGAGCCUCCAGAUCCCCAGCUAAUGCGACUGGACAACAUGCUGCUGGCGGAGGGCGUGGCCGGGCCAGAGAAAGGUGGCGGGUCGGCAGCCGCAGCCGCCGCCGCAGCAGCCACUGGUGGCGUCGGUGCCGACAACUCAGCAGAACACUCUGACUACCGGGCCAAGCUGUCUCAGAUCCGACAAAUUUACCACACGGAGCUGGAGAAGUAUGAACAGGCGUGCAAUGAGUUCACCACCCAUGUGAUGAACCUGCUGCGGGAGCAGUCUCGAACACGACCCAUCUCGCCCAAGGAGAUCGAGCGCAUGGUCAGCAUCAUCCACCGCAAGUUCAGCUCCAUCCAGAUGCAGCUGAAGCAGAGCACCUGCGAGGCCGUCAUGAUCCUGCGCUCACGCUUUCUCGAUGCCAGACGAAAGAGGAGGAACUUCAACAAACAGGCGACAGAGAUCCUGAACGAGUACUUUUACUCCCAUCUCAGUAACCCCUACCCCAGCGAGGAGGCCAAAGAAGAACUGGCCAAGAAAUGCGGCAUCACAGUGUCACAGGUAUCAAACUGGUUUGGGAACAAGAGAAUCCGAUACAAGAAAAACAUCGGCAAGUUCCAAGAAGAGGCCAACAUGUAUGCAGCGAGGACUGCGGUCAAUGCAACCAGUGUGUCUGCCCACGGCAGUCAGGCAAACUCCCCAUCAACUCCCAAUUCAGCAGGUUCUGCUGGCUCUUUUAACAUGUCAAACUCCGGAGACUUGUUCAUGAGUGUGCAGUCCCUCAAUGGGGACUCGUACCAAGGGGGGCAGGUUGGGGCCAACAUACAAUCCCAGGUGGAUACCCUUCGCCAUGUUAUCAGCCAGACCGGAGGAUACAGUGACAGCCUCGCAGCCAGCCAGAUGUACAGUCCACAGGGCAUCAACACAAAUGGUGGCUGGCAAGAUGCUCCGACUCCUUCGUCAGUGACAUCGCCCACAGAAGGACCCGGAAGUGUCCAUUCGGAUACUUCCAACUGAAUAUAUCCAUCUCUACACCUCAUCCACAAAAAAACAUGGACUGACCUUGCUAUUCACAGUAUUAAAUAAAGGAAUUCACUGUCUCACAGUUUGGAGAGUUACUGUGAAAUCCUAACUAAAAAAAUGAAUAAUAUUUCCUCUGCUAAUAAUGUUGGACAUUUGGGAUACAAACAAAAAGUUUCACAAUAAAAAUCAAAACAAUACUGCGAACAAUGGAGACAUUUGUACAGAUUUCACAUUAUAUUCAGAGGGCUGGGGUUACUUAUUCACUCGUAAUGUUUUCACUCAUUAUGAUGAAAUGAUAUGAUAAAGUAAUGAAAAUCAAAACAUUGGUUCUAACUGAAAAAUACUUCAUUCUACCUCUCAGCCACUAAAAAAAGGAGAAAAAAUGUCAGUGACCAUUAUUUGUUUUGUAAAAAUGAAACUUUUGUCUUUGCAAGCAAGAGGCACAUCUUCUUACUUACAUUUUGUUGUCUCUCACCUAUUCUAUGGUACGCCAUUUAGACUUAAAUAUUGCUCAGUUGUUUACAAUGUGUGCUUGAUAAAAGUAUGUUCAUCUUCCCCUCUGUCUCCGACGAGUCAAAAUAGAGUCCUGUCAGGAGAUUUUACCUCUAAGGUAACCCUGUGAAGUAUGUUAUCUGUAAAACAAUAAAUAAAUACUUGUCAUCAAAUCGGACAAGCUUGACAUCAUUCAUUAAAACGGAGGAUGUAUCAACUUAAAACAAAUGAUUUUACACCCUGUUGGUUUUGGUUCUGCAGCAUAUUGGUAGAGUGACGGUCACCGAAUUGCAGAAUUCUCUGACACAAUGAGGAAAACAGAAAUUUUGUCUUUCUCUGUUUUUAAUUUACUUAAGUCCUUCAUGAUAUCUUUAAAAUUGUUUUCCAACUUCAACACUGCAGAAAAAAGUUUUUGACGAUGCCAAAAUGCUGAUGUAACCAAAACAAAACUGUCAAGAAAAGUGUGUCAACACGAAGCCAGUUUUAAUAUAUUAGUUCAUCACGUGUAUACAGCAUUAUUUCUUUUUCUGUUCAUUUAAAUCACCAUCUUCUGUCAUUUAGCUCUGGUGCUAUAACCAAGGGAAUAAUAAUGUCCCAUUGAAAGAAAUAUGAGAAGAAGAAUUACUUUCUACACAAAAGAAAGUUUGUCAAGGACAUCUGUAACUGAGUUUGUUUUUCAGUACAUGAACCACAAUCCACUUAAACAGGGAAGUCAUUAUGUUAAUAGAGUUUUACGUGCUUACACAGUGGAUCCUCGCUCCUGAAUCUACAGCACAGGUCCAGAGAUGCUUGUAGCAUGGAACCACCGAUCGUCGCCAUGACAGAAGCAUCUGGAUGCACCUGAACUGCUGCUCAGCUGAGGACACUUUGAUGUAAAGAUAAUGUUACGUUCCACAUUUUGUUGAAUUGUGUCCUCUUCGGGGCGUUUAUUUACAUAUAAAUCAAUAUAUUAUUCUGCUGGUACUGCUUUAGUAACCCUAGAAUUGACACCAAAACAAAUGUAGACAUUUGAAUUCAUGCUUGUCUCAGUACUAUCAGACUGAUUUUUUUUCAGUAUCAAACAUUUAUGAAGAUUGUAAAUGUUAACCAUUAAGCACUAAAGAAGGGACAAGUCAUUAUGUCAAAUAAUGUGUUUGCUGAGCAGUCUAACCUUGUUUAUAGACACUUUUUAUGUUGUGUGGCCUAUUUGGUUUUUUUGUAUUUUUUUGUAUUUUUUUUUUUUUUUUUACUGUUAUGCUUAAUGUAGGCUAUUACUUUUUGCUUUCCUAUUCUCGUGAAUUAGCUCAUGAACUUUCAACAUGUGUUUAUGUGCACCAUUGUGCUUGACUUGCUUUGUUGGAAAGGGUUUUCAACACAUUA
Xiphias gladius (swordfish) is the source of this 3176-nucleotide messenger RNA. RefSeq names its product pre-B-cell leukemia homeobox 1a (gene pbx1a). NCBI's taxonomy places the organism in Eukaryota, Metazoa, Chordata, Actinopteri, Istiophoriformes, Xiphiidae. The coding region runs from base 33 to 1319 and encodes 428 amino acids. Gene Ontology annotation, cellular component: nucleus. The record is from RefSeq and is a predicted model, not a curated record. Gene Ontology annotation, molecular function: DNA-binding transcription factor activity, RNA polymerase II-specific; RNA polymerase II cis-regulatory region sequence-specific DNA binding. Gene Ontology annotation, biological process: regulation of transcription by RNA polymerase II; brain development; animal organ morphogenesis. The transcript has 9 exons.